Messenger RNA from Phoenix dactylifera (date palm), 1161 nucleotides. The record is from RefSeq and is a predicted model, not a curated record. NCBI's taxonomy places the organism in Eukaryota, Viridiplantae, Streptophyta, Magnoliopsida, Arecales, Arecaceae.
GAAGAGUAAGUUUAUACAAGGUAAUGGCAAUUUCUUUAUUUAGUAUCAUAAUAGCCAUCCAUCAAAUCCUUGAUUCUAUCAAAUAAUUGACAUUCAUUAGACAUAGAGUUCUAUUAAGAAGACUAGCUUGACCAAAUACAGAGAAAGUAUACAAUAAAGAGUACAUGGGUCUUCUAAGACUAGCCUAAAAAUGGUCAAGAACAUAGACGAAACCAGUAAAGCCUGAGAUCCAUUUAAGAACUGUGCAAGCUGGUGAAAAUGCUUAUAGUUCUAUCAAAUAAUUGCCUCUUAUUGCAUGCCUUGUCUAAUAUCUCAUUGUUUUUCUAAUAUGCUUUACAAGGUGUUUUAUUCAUAUGGAUGAAAUCAUGACUUAUGAUUGACAAAAUGUUUCAUGUCUUUGUUGUUGCAUUGUAAGAAGAACAAAUGUCUAAGAAGAGCCAACAUACCCUUGCUGGUCCAUCAACCCAAGAUGAGAAGAAGAGGAAGGCCAUUUGGAAUGAAAAAUUGAUAGAGGAGUUUAUCGAUAUAUGUAUUGGUGAAGUUGAAGCUGGUAAUCGCCCAGGAACACAUUUCAAUAGGUUAGGGUGGGCCAAUAUAAUUAAGAAAUUCAAUGAGAAGACUGGAAAUCAAUAUGACUACAAAAAAUUUAAAAAUAAGUGGGAUAACCUGAAAGCAAAUUGGAGCAUUUGGAUGAAAUUGGUGGGAAAGGAAACAGGACUUGGAUGGGAUCCUGUUAGAAAUACAAUAGAUGCACCAGAUGCAUGGUGGGAAAAAAAAUUGCAGGAGAUUCCUGAUGCAGCUAAGUUUCGAGAACGUGGUCUACAACAUGCCAUAAAAUUGGAUAGGUUAUUUAGAGGUACUAGUGCCACUGGGGAGGGGGCCUGGGCACCAGCUUUACUAGUGCAGGAGGAUGUUGAGGACACAAUUGAAGUAUAUGAGAGGUUGGAUGGGGUUAAUAAUGAUACAUUUGAGGGCUUAGGUGACUCAGAUGAGGACCAUCAUAUGAUUGCAUAUAAAAUUGAUGAUGUUCCCACUGAUAAUUUUAUUGUUAACCUUACUCUUGCAUCUGAUGCUAUCCAAGAGAGAGGAAAGAAAAGAGUUAGCUCUACUUUGCAUGAUAAGAAAUGCAAGAAGGUUGGGGGUGCUGCACAACUAUCUUAG